AGAUAAUAAUAUGGAUCGACCUCAAAACGUUUAAGUUCUUAUUUAAGCCGAGCUUCACGUAGUAUAUAACACUGCGGCAACGUAAGGCGUGUGGAAGCAUGGCUGACAAGGAAGGUAAUAAAUUUGGACCUGAGAAUGAAUUUGCCAAGAGGAUAGAUCCUACAAAAGAGAAAUUGACGCAGGAACAGAUUAAGUAUAUCCGUCAAGCGGAGCUGGCUCAGUGGAAGAAGAAAAGCCAGAAGCUUCGUGGUCGGAACAUUUUAACUGGACUCGCCAUUGGAGCCAUAGUGAUGGGAAUAUAUGGGUACACAUUCUACUCUGUAUCCCAAGACAGGAUCAUGGAUGAAAUAGACCAGGAAGCAAAAGUGGCAGCUAGGAUGCGUGGGGCAAAGACUGGAGCGAAUUGAACCUGAACUGGCGUCGGAAGGCUGUGGUGUCUUUGGAGCAAGAGGUGGUUUGCACAGACUCCAAAAGGGGACAAACCUAUUGAUCACUUAUUGCCUGCUAGGUCCCGACCAAGAAAUGUGGAAGCCAUGUGAACCCAUGUCUUCUCCCGCGCGAGGCACACCAUAGCCAGAGAAACACACGGGGGCAGUGCUGCAGCAAAUAUUGCUAGUGGAAAAUAAAAUUACAUAUACAUUGAGUUUUGUAGGGUUUUUGAUACGUGGGGAAAGAAGCAUGAGAUUAAAAUGUCAGUCACGCUGUAAAUAUUUGUUGUAGUAACGUAAUAAAUGAUAAGCGUAAUAAUAACAAAUGGUGGGGUCUUGUAGUUUCUGUAGUAACGUAAUAAAUGAUAAGCGUAAUAAUAACAAAUGGUGGGGUCUUGUAGUUUCUUCGUACUUCAUAUACAUUAUAUAACCAUAUAUAUAAUAUAUGCGACAAAUACAUUUUUCCCCAAGUUUAUUGUACAAACUCAAUUUGAAGCCUGGUACAUGUAUAAAAAGGGAAAGGCACGCCAUGGUAGUAUAGCAGCUUUGCGCAGAAAGCAUCACAUUCACUAAAAUGGCUUAAUCACAUUUUUCUCAAUCUUAUAUAUCCUAUUUGUAUCUGUCAAAUGCAAUGUGCAUAUUUAGGCAAAAUAAAGUAGUUUGCAGCUUGUGACUAA
Electrophorus electricus (electric eel) is the source of this 1105-nucleotide messenger RNA. RefSeq names its product cytochrome C oxidase assembly factor 3a (gene coa3a). NCBI's taxonomy places the organism in Eukaryota, Metazoa, Chordata, Actinopteri, Gymnotiformes, Gymnotidae. The record is from RefSeq and is a predicted model, not a curated record. Gene Ontology annotation, cellular component: mitochondrial inner membrane. Gene Ontology annotation, biological process: mitochondrial respiratory chain complex IV assembly.